Molecule: messenger RNA, 1209 nt
Organism: Parathielavia appendiculata
Lineage: Eukaryota; Fungi; Ascomycota; Sordariomycetes; Sordariales; Chaetomiaceae
Exons: 1
Coding region: 159-1019 (286 amino acids)
Source: RefSeq, a predicted model, not a curated record
UUUCCAGAUUCGAUUUGAACGCGCGCGGCGUAGACCACGGAUGUUGACAACAAUUGACGCAUGCCAAACGACAACCGAACCAAUUAAUCAAGAGAGCCAAGACGGCACGAGCGCACUGCGCAUCUGAGACAAGGCUUCGACAAGGGGUGGCCGUCAGGAUGGCGGACAUUGAAAUGGAGAAUAGGCCCCCCCGGCUCGGUGAUAUCCGGCCGACUAUGAUUGAGCACCUGAACGAGGCGACUCAUCCCACUUUGAAGAAGUACUUCGGCAACUGCAAAAAUGGGAUCACCACCACUGAGGAUAUCAGGAGCAUCCUCGUGCAGGGCUGCAAGGACCAUCUUGCGGGUAGGCCUACCACGGUGGGAGCCCAGAUCCUGCACCUCAUGGAAGGCAUGAUGAAGGCGGAGGCAGUCCGCCAUGCAGUUCGUUACGACAGAUUGCUUGACGAGAAGGACGCGCUACAGGCGCAGGUCCAAUUCCUGAACGAAGCGUUGGGCUACGACCAGAACGGCCAGAAAGGAGCCCAGACGACGGCUUCCAACACCAAUCCGGCUUUUGCGAGGGAUCCCCAGGCACCCGAAGUUCCGCCCCCGAGGCAGCAGAACAAUAACAACAAUGGCGGCAAUCACGGGGGCACCCCGCUGACGACGGAGUCGCUAGCCGCAUUGCUCAAUAACAUACGCCUGAGCGAUGGAUCAGGCAGCGGCUCUACUGCUCUGCCGCACCCGGAGAAGUUUUCCGGCGAUGAGAAGGACUCUGCCAAGCGCACCCAGCAGUUCCGUACAUGGAAGAUUCAGGUCAUCGCUCGUUGGAUCGUACGCCCGGCUGAGUUUCGGGACGAGUGUUCCAAGAUCCUAUAUGCCACUGCACUGUUGAUCGGCACGGCUUCGGACACGACCACUCACGGAGUGGAGAUCAUGAUGGCUCACCCGUACGAGCCGUACCUCUGGACUUGGAAGACCGGCAUGGAUCUCAUGGGCCAUUUGGCCAGGCGCUACGCCACCCUGGACCUUGUCUAGCUGGCUGAGAGCGAACUGGAGGUCCCGGAGCAGAAAGGCGAUUACGCAAGAUUCACGGACUUCCUGACGAAAUACUCGAGCCUUACCGAUAUGGCCUGCUGGGAUGAUACCACCCGCGCCCGCCAUUUCCGCGAGAAGAUAAGUCAGAAGAUGAGGGACCUGUUCAAAGCCCAGGUCGAUACCCUGGAGA